CGGUCUGGGUGGUGUGAACGGUCUUGUGAAGAUAUGUGCGUUCGUGCGCGCGUGUGUGUGUCUGUGUCAGAGAUAGAGAGAGAGAGAGAUGAGGGAGUGAGUUUGUGUGUAAAUCGAGAGGUUCUUCGGCCAAAUCGGCACAAGAAAAACAGGCUUAAUAUUGUAUUAUUUCUGCCUGAUCGAGGCGAAAUGCUGCGUGUUAAGGCAAUGACGUAGUAUUUCCGUUUGUGCUUUUUAAUCAACUCCGCUCUUUUUUUCUGGGGAGCUGUGACUGUCGUCGCUGUUAUAAUAAGCAUUUCUUGCCCUUGUGAGAACGGCGAUGAACAUUUCUCUUGAUAAAUAUCCUGACCUGCUUGCUUUUCGUGGGCCCGUUUUACAACGCGUUAAACUGAAUAGUUUGCAAUCGGAAAAAUGCAAUGCCACUUUUAAGUCGUUGGAUAUGCAUGGUGAGUACGGAGAAUGCAUCUGGAAAAGGCUGCAUUAUCGAGAUGAUGUUACGUACUGCUACUGCGCUACAGUAAAUCUGGCCGUCUAUUUCUGUGAAAAUGCAUAUCUGGAUAUGGAAAUUCACCCUGCUUGUUACCACAUCUCUAAGCUUCGUGAAAAUGUAUGACGGUUAUGGGGAGAUUUGUAGAAAUCUCUGUACAUGCGAGGAGAAGGAUGGGAUCCUGACAGUGAGCUGUGAGAACAGAGGAAUCGUCCGGCUGUCGGAAAUUAGCCCUGUGCGUUUUCCCAUGUACCAUCUCCUACUGACUGGAAAUCUCCUAAAGAGGCUAUCUCCAAAUGACUUCAUCAAUUACACGGCGGUUACUAUUUUACAUUUAGGGAACAAUGACAUAUCUGAAGUUGAAACGGGUGCAUUCAAUGGACUUCAGGGAUUAAGGCGGUUGCAUCUCAACAAUAACAAAAUUGAUGCCCUGAGGGAUGAUACUUUUGUGGGCCUUGAGAGACUGGAGUACCUGCAGAUUGAUUACAAUUACAUCACCCACAUAGAACCCAAUGCCUUCGGUAAACUUCACUACCUGGAAGUGCUGAUUCUGAAUGACAACUUGCUAUCGGCUCUGCCUACCAAUAUUUUCCGACAUGUUCCCCUGACUCACCUUGAUCUGAGGGGCAAUCGGCUGAAAAUGUUCCCAUAUGUGGGCCUUCUGGAACACAUGGAUAAAGUAGUGGAAUUACAGUUAGAGGAGAACCCAUGGAAUUGUUCUUGCGAGCUCAUUACUCUGAAGGCCUGGCUGGAGAGCAUCUCCUACACUGCCUUAGUGGGGGAGGUCGUUUGUGAAACACCUUUUCGGCUGCAUGGGAGAGACCUGGAUGAGGUUUCCAAGCAGGAAUUAUGCCCCAGGAGAGCCAUUUCAGAGUAUGAAAUGCGGCCACAGCCACCUCUGAGCACGAUUGGAUACUUCCAGACCACGCCUGCAGUGGUGACAGCGUCGGCUACAUCAUCCGCAGUUUUACGGUCUUCUUCAAGGCCAACAAAGGGCACUGGUCAAUUGAGCAGGUCAAAGACCAAACCCACAUCUCGCAUCCCCUCUAAUAUCCCAUACAACUAUGGUCCCAUAAUUGCUUAUCAAACUAAAUCUCCUGUGCCUUUGGACUGCCCAGCUGCUUGCACAUGCAAUUUACAAAUCUCUGACCUUGGCCUGAAUGUUAAUUGUCAAGAAAGAAAAAUAGAAAACAUCUCUGAUUUAAAGCCUAAACCAUACAAUCCAAAAAAGAUGUACCUUACGGGAAAUUAUAUUUCAGUUGUUCGAAGACCUGAUUUCAUUGAGGCCACUGGAUUAGACCUGCUUCACCUUGGAAACAAUCGAAUAGCUAUCAUUCAUGACAGAGCCUUUGGGGACUUAGCACAUUUGCGUAGGUUGUAUUUGAAUGGCAAUUUGAUUGAGCGCCUCACAAUAGAUAUGUUUUAUGGUCUCCAAAGUCUGCAAUACUUGUACUUAGAAUACAACGUAAUCAGAGAAAUAGUGUCAGGAACCUUUCAAUAUUUACCCAAUCUUCAGUUACUUUUCCUGAAUAACAAUGUUCUGAAAACCCUGCCUGGUGGUGUAUUUUCUGGCUUGACAUUAGCCAGACUUAAUCUUUGCAGUAACCAUUUCCAGAAUCUCCCAGUGAAUGGUGUCUUAGAUCAGCUGAAAUCUCUUGUGCAGAUAGACCUACAUGAGAACCCAUGGGAUUGUUCCUGCGAUGUGGUGGGCAUGAAGAUGUGGUUGGAGCUGCUUAAUGCUGGCACAGUGGUGAAUGAUGUGUUGUGCGAAACUCCAAAAAAACUCACUGGGCAGGAUAUGCGUUCCGUCAGUUCUGAUUACCUGUGUCCAGACUAUUCUGAUGUGAUUGUCUCAACACUAUCUCCGACUGAAGAGUCUUUCUCAGAUAGCCCAACUACUAUAGAAAGCUCAUUGAGAUACACACCCUCCAGCACAGUUCCGCUGUCUGUGUUGAUUUUGAGCCUCCUUUUGGUGUUUAUAAUGUCGGUUUUUGUUGCUGCGGGACUGUUCGUGGUCGUGAUGAAACGACGUAAAAAGUCUCAAAAUGACCGUACCAGCACAAAUAACUCUGAUGUGAGCUCUUUCAACCUGCACUAUAGUCUUUACAGUAACAGGUCAGUCCCAAAAGUUAAAACCCCUGCGGGACAUGUUUAUGAGUAUAUUCCACACUCGCUGGGUCACAUGUGCAAAAAUCCCAUUUAUAGGUCUAGAGAAGGCAAUACAGUGGAGGAUUAUAGAGACCUGCAUGAACUAAAGGUGUCGUACAGGAACAACACUGAUGAAGAGAGGGACAGUGGUCUUAGGAGUCCCACAUACAGUGUGAGUACUAUAGAACCACGUGAUGAUCCUUCCCCUGUUCAAGAUGCUGAGCACUUCUUCAGAGCCAUUCUUGAGCCCGACAAACAGUCGCCAUCUGGACACAGUUAUGAAUAUAAGUACAGUGGCCCUGCUUCUUAUACCUACACACCGAACUAUGAUGUCAGGCGCCAGUUCUUGCAUCCCGAGAGGAUACGAGAGACUGUGUUGUACAGCACAACACCAAGUACUAUUUACGUUGAGCCCACCAGGAAUGAAUAUUUGGAAUUAAAAGCUAAACUUCAAGUGGAGCCGGACUACCUUGAAGUUCUUGAGAAGCAGACAACGUUUAGCCAAUUUUGAACUGCUUGACUAUAUAUAUGAAUAUAUAAACAUGAAUUUCUAUAAGUUGGAAGGUGCCUUGGCACUAGGGAACCAUCGUUAAGGAAGAUAAAACUGGGGUGUGCCGGACUAUGUUAUUCUUAUUUUUAGAACCGCAUUACAUGACAGACAUCAGAUGCCCUAAAAAUGAAAAUGGAUGGAUAUAAAAGGUUGUGUUUCAUAUCUGUCGAUGCAAAAUAUAUUUUUUUUACUUUUAAGAUUACAUACAUAUUAAUGUAGAUGUACAGGUGAAUUUACCGAAAUGAAGCUUAACAAGUAUAAUCAUACAUACAGUAUAUUGUGAAUAACAAAUGUUUAUUAUUCAUCUUCUGAUUUAAAGAAAAAGAAAAAAAAAACAUGCAAAAUAACGGUGCACAUUUUAUUGUGUAGGACAUUUCUGCUCUUGUCUGGUACUAUUUAUUGGUAUACGCUCUUGAAAUUCAUCAUGUUAACAGUUGAUUCUUCCUUUAUAUUUCACAAGUUCUGUUUUAUUGUCACAUGUAAAGCCUCUGUGUUGUUUUGGAUCAUUUACAGAAGCUUGCAUAGUCAGGUUGGCUUUAUUUAAAGUUGGCACACCCCAAUGUCAAAUCAGACAUUGUGUCAAAAAAACUGUCUUUGUAUGCUUUCUGCACUUUUUCGAAGGGGUGGGGGGAAUGAUCUUCACAAUUUCUCAAAAAGAAAACAUAAGACUAUUAUAUAUUAAUAAUGAAUAUCUGUAUUCAUUCUUAAUAUGGAUUUUUAAUUGUAUUUAGAACCCAUAAAUAAUAUUAAAGUAAUAAUUAUGUUGUAAUACUGAUAUUUUAACAUAACAUCUAUUUUUUAUACAGGCAUUGGAAACCUUUCCCUUACUGCUUUAGGUUUUGUUUGCUUUUAUUUGCUUUGCACAUAUUGCACUACUUAUAUUGACCAAAAUGUGUUUAUAUCAAAAAUAAAUAUAUCAGGUUUUCAUACAUGCAUACUAUUUGAAAUAUUUCCACAAAAAAAAUUCUGAGGCAGCUAUUGGAAUUUAAGCUAGAAGAAUUUGUGGUGUAAUGGAUAUUUAAUUUAUGAAUUACUGGUUCGGUGCAAUUAUUUUUCUACGUUUCCUUUGAUUUGGCAAUACAUGUAAACAUUUUCAGUGUACCAUGAAAUUACAACUGGCCAGACAAAAACUCCUGAUGUCUUUAAUUUUUUAAGACUCAGUUCGAAUGGGGUUGCUGAAGGUGUAUUCUCAGUGAUAUAUUUAGGGUGACAUAACAUUAGGAAGUACACAGUAUAUAGGAAAUUCAGAAUUUUUGUAAAGAUAUUAUUAUUAUUAUUAUUAUUAUUAAAACUAACCAAUAAUAAAAAAUGAAUAAUGGUGAAAGGGUAGAUGAAAUAAUUCAUAUAAAAUGAGCAAGAAAAAAAAAACAAAAUAUAUUUGACAGAUAUUCUUACACCUUUCAGAAACAUUUUGUUUUUCACCUUUUCAAUGUCCGCUGUAUAUAAGCUCUGGCAGUGUGCAUUUGUGCUUGAUAUGUGCACAUUUUCCUGGUUAAGUUUCUUGGUCUACUUUGGAGAAAUGUAGCACCAGCUAAUUCCCUUCUUGCUCAUUCUCUCAAGGACAUCAAAUGAUGGGUUCACAAAAUGAACAAUUUCUCUAGAAUUGCAGAGGGUGCACAUAUCUGUAUAAUAACAGUGAUAGAAGUCAUCUGAGCAAUAACUCAUCUUAACACCAAUUGGAGUUACAGGUGUUUUAAUACAAAAUAGCAAUGUGCGUGUGACUGUUUAUGUGUGUGGGGGUCCAAGAGACAAUGUUUUUCUGUUUAUUUGAUUAAAAAUAAUAAAAACCUUAACUUUUUUGUAGCGGACACAUAUUUUCCAUCUUCCUAACUGAAUGAACAAAAGAAAAAAACAUAACAUUUUUAAAAAGUCUGUAAUUGCCUGUAGCUAAUCCAUCCAUUUCAGGGCUUUGGCUAGCACUCUGGGGCAGGUUCAGACAACACUGAAAACCUGACCAGAAUAACAGGCAUACAAAUAUGUUAAUGGAAUCCAAGUUGGGCAUUUUUUAUCUUUACUUCUGAAAUCAGAAACAGUACCUUUAUCAAGCUGUGGCCCCUUUAAUACUGUUGGUUGACAAAAUGUUAAAAUUUUCAUUUAAAUAUCUAGCUUAAGCCAGUGUGGAAGACAUUGCAACCAUUUUUUAUUCUAAAUCAAUUUUAAAUGCAAACAAUGUGUGUGAGAAACAGCAACAAGUUUAUAUUUUUUAAGAGUUAAUU
Messenger RNA from Brienomyrus brachyistius, 5401 nucleotides. RefSeq names its product SLIT and NTRK-like protein 5. Gene Ontology annotation, cellular component: membrane. The coding region runs from base 546 to 3146 and encodes 866 amino acids. Gene Ontology annotation, molecular function: protein binding. Gene Ontology annotation, biological process: positive regulation of synapse assembly; regulation of presynapse assembly; axonogenesis. The record is from RefSeq and is a predicted model, not a curated record. NCBI's taxonomy places the organism in Eukaryota, Metazoa, Chordata, Actinopteri, Osteoglossiformes, Mormyridae. The transcript is spliced from 2 exons.